CGUGUCUCCGCAGGCCCGGGGCCGCGCAUUCUCCGCGUUCGGAGCCCCCGCCCCCGCGAGCCGCCGCCCUGCCGGGACUCGGACUGGUGGUCGCGUGGUCGGAGGGGCAGGCUCGCGUGGGCCCGGUGAGGGCCAGGCCCGUGGCCCGUGACCCGUGACUGGUUCCUGCGGAGGAAUCUCUGUCUGCUGUUGUAGUAAGAGUUGUUCCCAGUCAGUAUGCUCAGGAUGGGUGAGUUCAAGGAGAAGAAGGCUACAUGCGGCACAGUCUGCCUCAAGUACCUGCUGUUCACCUACAACUGCUGCUUCUGGCUUGCUGGCCUGGCGGUCAUGGCAGUCGGCAUCUGGACCCUGGCCCUCAAGAGUGACUACAUCAGCUUGCUGGCCUCUAGCACCUACCUGGCUACAGCCUACAUCCUGGUGGUGGCCGGUGUUGUUGUCAUGGUCACUGGUGUUCUGGGCUGCUGUGCCACCUUCAAAGAGCGGCGGAACCUGCUGCGCUUGUACUUUAUCCUGCUCCUCCUCAUCUUCCUGCUGGAGAUCAUUGCUGGCAUCCUGGCCUAUGUCUACUACCAGCAGCUGAACACAGAGCUCAAGGAGAACCUGAAGGACACCAUGACCAAGAGGUACCACCAGCGGGGCCACGAGGGUGUGACCAGUGCUGUGGACAAGCUGCAGCAGGAAUUCCACUGCUGUGGCAGCAACAACUCCCAGGACUGGCAGGACAGCGAGUGGAUCCGCUCUGGAGAGGCUGGUGGCCGAGUGGUCCCCGACAGCUGCUGCAAGACCGUCGUGCCGCGCUGUGGGCUUCGUGACCACGCCUCCAACAUCUACAAGGUGGAGGGCGGCUGCAUCACCAAGCUGGAAACCUUCAUCCAAGAGCACCUGAGGGUCAUCGGGGCCGUGGGCAUCGGCAUUGCCUGCGUGCAGGUCUUUGGCAUGAUCUUCACGUGCUGCUUGUACAGGAGCCUCAAGCUGGAGCACUACUGACCACGGGGCCGGCCUGGCCACCCGUCCCACUUGACUACUGAGCUGACUGCUGACAGGCCCUCCUCCUGCCUGCAUGUCCACACCCCACACCCGCCCCGGGGUGGGGGGCGUCAAGUGCCUUUUGCUCACCCCUCAGCCUGAGCCCGAGGGAGGCCGCCUGCCGUCCGUCUGGGGGCGGGAUCUGGACGUGCCCUCCGGGUGGGGUCCGAGGCAAGCAGGCCUUGCCGGAUGGCACCUCUGGCUGCUUGGCUCCAUCCCCUCUGGGGGGCGCUGGGGGGCCUGGACCCAGCCCACACCCCCGGCCUCCCCUGCUCCUAGUGCCACUCCAGAUGCUGUGUUCUCGUGCACACUGCCUACCUGCCAGAAGUCUGGUGUUCACACGUAUUUCUACCUAUCGGACUGCAGAUUUCCCACCGCCGCUCCUGCCACUAACAGGUGCUCAAUAAAAGCUUGAACCGUCGGGUCA
Messenger RNA from Perognathus longimembris pacificus (Pacific pocket mouse), 1453 nucleotides. It is a transcript of the gene Cd151, whose product is annotated as CD151 molecule (Raph blood group). The transcript is spliced from 9 exons. Gene Ontology annotation, cellular component: membrane. Lineage: Eukaryota; Metazoa; Chordata; Mammalia; Rodentia; Heteromyidae. The record is from RefSeq and is a predicted model, not a curated record. Bases 217 to 987 code for a protein of 256 amino acids.